Messenger RNA from Morchella importuna, 267 nucleotides. RefSeq lists its product as uncharacterized. Bases 1 to 267 code for a protein of 88 amino acids. The record is from RefSeq and is a predicted model, not a curated record. Lineage: Eukaryota; Fungi; Ascomycota; Pezizomycetes; Pezizales; Morchellaceae. The transcript has a single exon.
AUGCUCUCACGGCACGACGAAUGCUCUCACGGCACGACGAAUGCUCUCACGGCACGGCGAAUGCUCUCAUGGCACCGCGAAUGCUAUCACGGCACCGCGAAUGCUCCCGCGAAUGCUCCCGCGAAUGCUCCCGCGAACGCUCCCGCGAACGCUCCCGCGAGGGCUUCCGCGAGUGCUCCCAGAGCACUCACCAAUGCUCACAGAGCUGAGGCAUUCGUCAUACCCACUCAAGGUGAGGCAACCCUCAUUUGGGCUCCUUUGGAUUGA